GAGCAACACACAGCAACUCGACCCAACCACCCACACCAUGACCCCCCAGAACAUCACCAUCCUCGGCGCGUCCCGCGGUACCGGCCUCGCCGUCCUCCGCGUCCUCGCCCAACGGCCCGACACGUACAUCACGCUUCUGCUCCGCAAGCCCGACGUGCUGAACGACGACUCUACCGUCGGGCCAGCGAUCCGCGCGGGCCGCGUGCGCAUCGUGCAGGGCGACGCCAAGGUCGAGAACGACGUCGCGAAGGUGCUGCGCGGCGCCGACCUCGUGUUGUCGACGAUUGGCGGAGCCGGCAAGAUGACGAUGCGCGGCGGCGUGCUCGACGACCCGACAAUCUGCACCGUCGCCGGCGCAGCCCUCGCCCGCGCCCUCUCGCAGCUCGACACGCCGCCCCGCGUGGUCGUCUGCUCGUCGAUGGGCAUCGGGUCCAACCACGACGUCAUGCCCCUCACCUGGCGCAUCGUGUACCCCCUGCUCAUUGGCGGGCCGCACGAGGACAAGGUGGGGCUCGAGUACAUCUUCUCGCGGGCGGCGCGGGGGAUCGCGACGCCGACCGUGGCGAAGGACAAGCGCGACGUGCCCGCCGAGCACAUCCUGCCCGCCUCGCAGGCUGCCUUGCUGCCCGAGAAUUUCUUGCCGCAGGUCACGAUCCUUCGCCCGGCCUUCAUGGACGACCGCGAGCCCAAGGGCCUCGACAAGGUGCGCAGCGGGGACGCGAUCAAGAGCUACUUCAUCGGCAGGCGCGACCUCGCCGACUGGGUCGUCAAGCACGUUAUCGACAGCGACGAGUGGGUCAACCGCUUCCCCGUGAUCGGGUACUAGGUGAACGGCAGUGCUUUCAUAGAUGCGGAUCGUGUUAAUAUGCCUCGGCUCUAUAGGACUCGUACAUAAUCAGCUUGGAACCUAAUGGAUAUAGUAGUUAGUAGCA
Vanrija pseudolonga is the source of this 932-nucleotide messenger RNA. RefSeq lists its product as uncharacterized. Lineage: Eukaryota; Fungi; Basidiomycota; Tremellomycetes; Trichosporonales; Trichosporonaceae. Bases 38 to 826 code for a protein of 262 amino acids. The transcript has 2 exons. The record is from RefSeq and is a predicted model, not a curated record.